This is a messenger RNA of Callorhinchus milii (elephant shark), 1738 nucleotides long. It is a transcript of the gene pfkfb3, whose product is annotated as 6-phosphofructo-2-kinase/fructose-2,6-biphosphatase 3. The transcript has 15 exons. Gene Ontology annotation, molecular function: 6-phosphofructo-2-kinase activity; fructose-2,6-bisphosphate 2-phosphatase activity; ATP binding. Gene Ontology annotation, biological process: fructose metabolic process; fructose 2,6-bisphosphate metabolic process. The coding region runs from base 102 to 1685 and encodes 527 amino acids. The record is from RefSeq and is a predicted model, not a curated record. NCBI's taxonomy places the organism in Eukaryota, Metazoa, Chordata, Chondrichthyes, Chimaeriformes, Callorhinchidae. Gene Ontology annotation, cellular component: cytosol.
ACACACACACCUUUGGAGAGACAUCGCCUGACCGAAAAAGCCGGAUAUUAUAAUAAUAAUAAUAAUAAUAAUAAUAAUCCUAACCCAUCGCCACUGCAACAAUGCCCCGAGAACUGACACAGAACCCGAUGCAGAAAAUCUGGAUCCCUCACAAGGACGAGAGGCCGUCACUGCUGAGCAGAUCAUGCGUUCCCCACCUCACCAACUCGCCCACGGUGAUCGUAAUGGUGGGGUUACCCGCCAGGGGCAAGACUUACAUCGCCAAGAAAUUGACCCGCUAUCUCAACUGGAUUGGAGUUCCCACCAAAGUCUUCAACGUGGGUGAGUACCGGCGCGAGGCAGUCAGGUGGUACCGGUCGUAUGAUUUCUUUCGCCACGACAACGAGGACGCCAUGAAGAUUCGCAAGCAGUGUGCUGUAGCAGCCUUGAGAGAUGCAAAAUCCUAUCUAACCGAGGAAGGUGGCCAGAUUGCGGUUUUCGACGCCACAAACACAACUCGGGAGCGACGAGAGAUGGUCCUAAACUUUUCCAAAGAGCACGGCUGGAAGGUAUUUUUUGUGGAGUCAGUAUGCGAUGAUCCAAGUGUGGUGGCUGCGAAUAUAAUGGACGUGAAGCUGUCCAGUCCAGAUUACUCGGACUGCAACCAGACUGAUGCCAUGGAAGACUUUCUGAAGAGGAUCGAGUGUUACAAAGCCACGUACCAACCCUUGGACCCGGACAACUAUGACAAAGACCUUUCGUUCAUCAAGGUAAUUAACGUGGGGCGGAGGUUCCUGGUGAACCGGGUCCAGGAUCACAUCCAGAGCAGAAUUGUUUACUACCUGAUGAACAUCCAUGUCCACGCUCGCACCAUCUACCUGUGUCGCCACGGAGAGAGCGACUACAACCUCAAAGGGCGGAUCGGUGGGGAUUCUGGGCUUUCUCCCAGAGGGAAGAAGUUUGCCACAGCAUUGGGCACCUUUCUGGAGGAACAGAACCUCAAAGACUUGAAGGUUUGGACCAGUCAAUUGAAACGAACCAUCCAGACAGCAGAGGUGCUGGGCGGGACCUACGAACAGUGGAAGUCACUUAACGAAAUCGAUGCCGGCGUGUGUGAGGACAUGACGUACGAAGAAAUUAACCAAAAAUAUCCCGAAGAAUAUGCAUUGCGCGACCAAGACAAAUACUAUUACCGCUAUCCCACGGGAGAGUCCUAUCAAGACCUAGUGCAGCGUUUGGAACCUGUGAUCAUGGAGUUGGAGAGACAGGGCAAUGUGCUUGUCGUUUGUCACCAGGCAGUCAUGCGGUGUCUCUUAGCGUAUUUCCUCGACAAGAGCGCAGAUGAGCUGCCUUACCUGAAGUGUCCCCUCCAUACUGUACUAAAGCUGACUCCUUUUGCUUACGGGUGCAAGGUGGAAUCCAUCUUUUUGAAUGUGGAGGCAGUAAACACCCACCGGGACAGACCAGAGGACCUUGUUAAGAAGGCACUAAAUCCACUCAUGAGGCGCAAUAGCUUCACCCCUCUGGCGAGCCCGGAACCCAACAAAAAGCCGAGGAUCGAAGACCUAGAGGACCAUUUGGCCUCAACGUCCUCAGCUUUGCCGGGGUGCUUGGUCUCAGAGGUGUCCACACCUAUUCCUGGACAAAUCCUGAGCGAAGUCCCUAGAAAGACCGAAGCUGUGAUGAUGAUUUCAAUGCAGAAAUGAAAAGCUUUGUUUCGUUCCCACCCCCUACCCCGAGUCCCGCUUGUAAUUUUCCC